AUGUAUCGACCGAUUACCAAUUGUAUUUAUGAACAUAAUGAGAAAAGCGUUAUUUGUAAAUUAAUUGAACAAAACAAGAAAAUCACUACUAAUGAAUUAUUGUGUUGCAAUAAAAAGGAAAAUAGUUGUUCUGCCUAUUCAUCUGGUUGCUUUGAACCAGAAGAAGUAGUUCAAUGCCAUAAUCUUACAGCCCUUGACGCUUGUCGACGCAAUGACACACUUGCACUCCAAGUUUGUGGUGGUUUGCGAGAUAGCCUUUUCUGUUUAACGGCGGGUGCAGCGGUAGAAGAUCCACAAUAUACCAGACUUCAUUUCCCUGAAGCAAUAGAAUUGAUGGUAAGUCGGAAUAAGCUCGAAGAAUCUAAGGAGGCGACUUUUUGUAAUAAUCAAGAUCGCAACUAUCAAUUAUGUAAUUCUACCGCGAAUCCUACGACAAAUUUUACAUGCGGUGACUUAUUUCAAGGGGGAUGUAAUCAAUGCACUUGGAAGAGCAGCACAGGUACCAUCAUUAAUAGGUACAUAAAAACAGAAUUAUGUGAACCUAUUGCGGUAGAUCAAAUGCCUACAAUAAUUGGAUUAGUCACUAUUGUUGGAGUUCUAGUAUUAAUUCUGAUUUUGUUUGUUGCUGCGAGGGUUUACAAAAAGCUUAAAAUUAAGAAUGGGGUUAGUAUUACAUAUCUCAUCGUUUUUGUGAUAUCCAAUUCGAAAUAUAACUAA
This is a messenger RNA of Funneliformis geosporum, 717 nucleotides long. NCBI's taxonomy places the organism in Eukaryota, Fungi, Glomeromycota, Glomeromycetes, Glomerales, Glomeraceae. The record is from the annotation of a GenBank genome assembly.